CAAGUAUUUAUAAAGGAGCUUCAAGAUAGAAAUGUCUACAUUAUGGAUUCGGCUGUUCUUACAUGUAAACUCAAAAUUCCCGCGCAUAAAAAUGUCAUUUGGUUGAAAGAUUCCAAGCCGGUCGACACAACAGAUAAUUUGAUGUUAUUUAGCAACAACUGUACAAACUGGUUAGCGAUUGAACACACGACAAUGGAUGAUACGGGCCGAUAUGCGUGUCAAUGUGGCAGUAUCUCAACGUCAGCCGAACUUACUGUUAUAGAUGAAAAGUUGAUUGUUGUCGUUGAUUUGCCCAUCAAAUUAGAAGUUGUAGAGAGAAAAAACAUUAAAAUGGAGUGUAAAGUGAACUUGCUUACUGGCAAACCUGUUUGGCGACACAAUGAGAAAGUAUUACAUUCGUCCGAUAAAUACAGUAUACUGCAAAAUGGAAAACUACACACUCUAACGGUAACUGACGCAACAUUUCAAGAUGAGGGUGAUUACACAGCUGACUUCGGAAAAGUAUAUACCAAAACUACAGUUCAUGUUCAAGGUAAUACAGAUCUAUUACACAAAAAACAAUUAAUAGGCGUUUUGUACAGAAAUUGGGUAAGAGGGGCUCUAGCACUGAAGUAUCUCAAAAUAGGUUUAGAGGCAUUUUCCGACAAUGCUAUAAGGAGUCAUUCCUUUGAUAUUAUGGCAACACUUGGGUACAAAUGCAAUACUUGUACAGAGGAAAGUCUUAUUCCUCACAUAGAAAAACAAUGUCCACGCCAAAAGAAAAGACAAUGCCUUUGUUCAAAGAAUAAGAAACAAAAAUCGAGGCAGGUGUGUCCGAAUGGAGGAUUUUGUGGCAAAGUUUAUGAUCGAAUUGUUUUAGAUCAUCGUUUCCAAGAUCCAUUAUUGGCGAAUACGGAUAUUCAGAAGUGGAGCAGUGAUCCAUGGAGUCUUGCUACAUGCUUUAUAAAUACGUCUGGCUACAUAGGCAAACAGUCGGCUAAAGAGGUUGACUGUAUUGGUUUACUAAGUUUGUGUAUAAACAACAUUUUUAUAGAACAGAUGCUUGGAGAAGUUUCCAUAAAUGGCACGUCAGAUGCGUUUUCUAUGGCACGUGAUGCACGAAAUGAUAUUCUUCACAACCCAAAUUAUGAGUUGUCCGAAGAUCAACUUUACAAGUAUGUUAAGCUGUUCAAGGAGGUACUGGAAAUAAAGAACAGACAUGGAAAUACACCUUUGAAAGAGGAACCUGGCGUUGAAGAUGCAUUAUAUUUACUGGAUAAGGUGAGACAAAAUCAGAUCGAAAUAAACCUUGAACAUGAGAUAAAGCAGCUAAAAGAACAUGGAAUGCAUUUAUUAAAUGAGACAUGUCAGAAAGCAAAAGCACAGCAUGAACUGAAACUUCAAAAGAUAGAAAAACAGAUAAAAGAAGAACAAGCGGUAUCUAAUUCAAACCAGGGCUUGCAAAGACAUAGUUCAACACCCGAUUUUGCGGCAAUGCAUUUCAGUUCAACUUCUGUUGAGAAUCAGGAACAUGUAAAGUAUUUAGAAGGACGUGUUAAAAAUCUAGAAGAAGAAUUGCAUAAACUCAAAACUCUGCAAAGUGAACCAUCAGAAAUUCAAGCUGCGCCUAAUGUUAACCAUGAAACUCCAAGACAGCUUUCAAUUUCUGACACAAAUGUGUUGACUGAAGAACUAGGAGACAACAUGAAUGUUCAAAAAUAUUUUCCUGAACUUGCUAGAUCUAUUGACACAUUGCCUCUCUGUGAUCACUUAUAUUCUAAAGGUAUCAUUACAUUAGGUCAAAUGGAUACAAUUCAAGCUCUCGUGAGACGUAAAAAUCAAAGUGCCGCCAACAAUGAAUUAUUAAAGAUCCUGAAAACAAGGAGUCCAGAAAAGCCUGUAAUGAUUGAAAUAUUGGAUGCUACUCAGCAACAAAAUUUGCUGAAAUGGUUUUACCCCCGACCGUAA
Messenger RNA from Ruditapes philippinarum (Manila clam), 1947 nucleotides. RefSeq lists its product as uncharacterized. The coding region runs from base 43 to 1947 and encodes 634 amino acids. Lineage: Eukaryota; Metazoa; Mollusca; Bivalvia; Venerida; Veneridae. The record is from RefSeq and is a predicted model, not a curated record. The transcript is spliced from 7 exons.